GAUUGUAGAUCAGUCUUCUGUUACUACAUAUUCAUUUCGAUUUCUUAUUCGACUGAGAAGUUGCUUCAUGAACACAUAUAUAUGUAUGAGAUCUCAACAUAUUACCUCGAGACACUCUUGAAGAACUGCUCGAGUCUGAUACGGGAGAAUACUUUGAAUAUAAACAUCCUUCCUUGUACUAUGAUUAUCUUGGGUAUCCUUAUGUAAAGUUACAAUUUGAUACCCAUUAAACAAGUACUCAGAACUCAUUGGUCAUGCAUAUACGACCUCAACUCAAGCUUGUGAAGUUGACGAAUCUAAAGAGAGUCCUCUGAACAAUCCGCUCACGACAUGUACGCCAAUAGUCAUGCAAAUCUCACAAGUCACUGCAUGAGACCAAUUGGUUAUUCAUAGACACAUUAUUCCUGAUGGUUUGGCAUUGCCGCAGCUUCGGACUGCCAUUCACUCAUGGGACGAGGCGAGCAAAACUUGAACUUGCUUCCUUUCCUUAGGUGGCUACUGUUCUUCGUUAAGGAUCACUCAAAUCUACAACUCCAUUACUUUUUCUACAAAUAUGACGAGCGAUAAGUUCUACAGUGUCAUUUCCCUACAUUUCAUAGAGGAAUCAUAUGCUUUCUUAUGUGAGACUAGUCUAUUUCAAUCUACACCCGGAUCCGUGAUGCGUUCUCAUUUUCUUGUUGGUAUAAGAUGUCAAUCUUCCCGAGUACCAAUGUCAUCGCUCCUCACAACUACAAAGUCAUUAUACAUGGGCAUUUUACAGAUUAAAGCUGCUCGAGGCUAUGAUAUUGAAUCACAUAGACAUACUGAUACCACAGCUCAAAAACGAGAGUUCCAGAAAAACAUCACCCUAGAUAUCAUUUCCUGGUUUAGAACAUGGCUUUCAUCGACGAGCUUAAUUUUAGUAAAUAUUUUCACCCAUUCUAUCAUGAUGAAUACACCAUCUCAUCGAUGCCUUUCAACACGUCAUGAAUUUCCGAGCCCAAGCCGUAGUUCCCAUCUUCUAGAUCUAGACUUCUUCCGGUAAUUCAUCGUCUCGAGAGUCGCCCAUGAAAACCGCGUUGCCUGCAGCAAUCCCUUCAUAAUUUUACCCAGGAAAGAUUGAGUCGGAUUUCACUAAAAGACUGGAAGUAUUCAGAUUUCACGACAUGUUUCUUCAAUGCUCAUACGGACAAUCAUCGUGUAUUGACAAAUACCGAAAUGAAAAAUGCUACUGUAGAUAUAACG
Molecule: messenger RNA, 1224 nt
Organism: Botrytis cinerea B05.10
Lineage: Eukaryota; Fungi; Ascomycota; Leotiomycetes; Helotiales; Sclerotiniaceae
Exons: 1
Coding region: 554-1024 (156 amino acids)
Source: RefSeq, a predicted model, not a curated record